Messenger RNA from Protopolystoma xenopodis, 555 nucleotides. The record is from the annotation of a GenBank genome assembly. Lineage: Eukaryota; Metazoa; Platyhelminthes; Monogenea; Polystomatidea; Polystomatidae.
GUUGUCAUUGUGACGACAUCGCCUACGGUGUCGGCGAAGCGUCUGCGAAUGGGCCGAGUCAGCGGUCAGAUGCCCGGACGAGUGGCCACGUUGGUGCCUUCGCGGCAGCCGAACUCGAGGGUCUGGGGCGUGGCUUUCGAGAUCAACGGGCGAGAGGAGAUUGACGCAGCUCUGGAGCAUUUGGCUGAGCGUGAAAUGAUCACCGGUGGCUAUCGCUUCGAUCAGGCGCGCUUCCAUUCGCUCCGAUUGCGCAAGUCGGCUGGUGACAUCUUCCCUGUCAGGCCUGAAGCAUCGGGGACUGGUGGUGUUGCGUCCGCUCCGCCGGCAGAAGUACCAAUGGAGAUGUUUGUCCAGGUCUACAUUGCCGAGCCUGGCAACAGGCAAUACGUUGGCGAUGCUCCACUCGACUUGCAGGUAAUUGGACCACUAUUGCGCUUACUGCAGAAAAAGCCAUUUCACACACAUCAUACAGCGCUGCGACGAGUGUGGAGAAACCGAGUUUUUCGUUCCGGCCGUUCUCAGACUCCCUGUUUCUAUAAAGACAUGUCGAUUUAG